Molecule: messenger RNA, 4100 nt
Organism: Anoplopoma fimbria (sablefish)
Lineage: Eukaryota; Metazoa; Chordata; Actinopteri; Perciformes; Anoplopomatidae
Product: phosphoinositide 3-kinase regulatory subunit 6
Exons: 21
Coding region: 64-2478 (804 amino acids)
Biological process (GO): G protein-coupled receptor signaling pathway; positive regulation of MAP kinase activity
Cellular component (GO): phosphatidylinositol 3-kinase complex, class IB
Molecular function (GO): 1-phosphatidylinositol-3-kinase regulator activity
Source: RefSeq, a predicted model, not a curated record
GCGUCGUGUGAGGAUGGGAAAGACCUGCGGGGCACAUUGAUCGACCCACAAUGCACGUGAGACAUGACCAACAAGGCCCUCUGGGAUAACUCAAAAAGCAUGAGCAGCAUGGAGCCUAAAGCUGGCUGCUCCCCCACGGUUCCAGAGGCAGAACUCUACCGCAGCGUCAUGGCUGUGCUGCCCAGGGAAACAGACAACCAGCAGCCCCAAGACUGUCUGAACAAAGGCAUGCUGAGGUGGACGCUUCACAAGAAGGUUCAAAACAAUCCUGCGAACAGCUUAUCUCUGCUGUGGGUGCUGAUAAAAGAACUGGAAAAGGCUGAGAGAUGGGACUCUCGCAAAUGCAUCAUCCCUCUGCUCCACACACUCAUGUAUGCCAUCAUUCAGACAGCCUACAUUCCAGAUGAGCUGUACAAGCGGGUUUACGACUUCUGUAAGAGACUCCUGACCUACCCCCAUCCCUACUGCACUGUGGGACUCAGCUACACGCGACAGAUAAAAACUGAACGCUCCAUUCCAGGUCUGAUGUACCAGAGGAUGGUCACAGCAGAGCAGAGACUUAAAAAUGAGCACUUUCCCUUUCAGGAAAGGGUCUUCGUCCUGGCCGACCCAGAAGUCUUCUCUGGCUCUUUGGGACAAGUCAUGUCGGGCGAUAUUGAGACGUCCUCUUCAGCUGUAGAUGGAUCUCCGAGUCCUUUCGAUCACAUGUGCUGUGUGGUCCAACACUCCAUACAGGCUGCUUUAGGAGCGGAGCAGUGCCACGGGCCCAAACUGGCUCGAGCCCUCAAGGACAUGGGUCAAGAUGUCGAGUCGCACUUUCAGGAAGUGUUGGCGGCUCUUGAGCAGAGCGCGGAGGAGGGCGGCCGAGGGGAGGGGGGAGCGCUGAGGAGCCGUCUUCAGCGGCUGUACAGCAAGAUCGUCACGGAUGCAGACUCAGAGCCAUUGUCCGGUGGACGACUGAGCGACUGCCCUCCACCGAACCCAGGGAUGAGCUUCCACAUGUGGACGGAGGAUCUGGAUAUCUGGCGAGUGCUGGCCAAGUGGGUUCGGUCCAGCUCCAUGUCGGAGCAGUUCUCCCUCAGCCAGGAGCUGGAGGACUUUGAGCUGGGUGAGUCGCCCAGCGACCUGAUGCCGUCCGACAUGACUCGCUUCUCCAUCUUGUCCAACGACAGCGGCAUCGAAAGAGACCUGCCGCCCGGCCCCGAUCUCUCCCUGUCCUCAUCUCUGGACUCUGCCGGCAUAAGUGCAUUGUGGGAACGAUGCAAAGGUGAGCAAGAUCCGGCAAGGCUGUCACGGCGCGGAGGCAUCAAGAUGAAACCGUCGGUGAAGGACAGCAUGGUGCUGAUGCAGGACACCCUGGAGGAACACGCAAGCAUCGGCGGAGGAGGAGGAGGUGGAGGUGGAGGGAGGGGAGGAAGACGAGAGGCGACUCUGCAGAGGCGGGCUGGAAGCAGCGCCAUGCAGAACCCCUUCCCCAAGCAGCAGAGACACUUCACUGCCAGGAUAGUCGCCAUGGGAGACGACAGAGUCCUGGGUCGCCUGGCCAAGGCCUACUUCUUCUUCAGGAAAAGGGAAGCGCGGAGGCUUUUUCUUACCAUGAAAGUAAACCUCCAGUUUUACUACAUCCCUGUUUGCGGGGCAACAAUUCCCAUCUCCUCUAUCAAGGAAAACCUCCAACAAUCCAAAGAUAAUCUCUGCACUCUCGGUUCCUACUUGAGCAUGGUGGACCCGUGGUACAACUCUAACAUCAAGAGUUUAGGCUGCAUGAUCCCCAAACUGGCUAAGAUGAAACAGACGAACCCAGGGGGACAUAAAGACCCCUUUGUGUCUGAUGUCAUUUCCUACUACGUUCGGACCGGCCAGCAGCCCGUCUACUUCACCAUCUACUUUGUUAAGAUCACGUUCACCAACAUGACAAAGAACCCUGUGGAAGAUGUGUUUCUCACCCAUCUAGAAAUGGAGUUGCCUGAGUUCAGACAGAUCUCAGCGUCAAUUAAAGAAAAACAGAAGAAGAGCUCGGGGGAAGUCUGUGGGGCCGUUGUCUCGUUGAAUUACAGAAAGGUGACAUUAAGUGGCCGAGACGUUGACAAAGGAAUGUCAGUCAGGACGUCAGGAGCUCAGAUCAAUGCUAUUCCCUCCAAUGAGGCAGAAGAUCUGAACUGUUUGACAAUGACACUGAAUGAAUCUCCAACAAAAUCCAAAAACAACGCUGUGGAGUCAAAGAUUCGGUUCAGCAACAUUAAGAUUCGCACUUUGGAGAGUCGAACCUUUACUGUUACACUGGACAGAGAUUGUCGCAGGAGCUACAGAGAUGUGCAGAGCAUCGAGAUCUCCCCGUGUCUCGAUCCAGGAUACUGCGUCCAGAAAACCAUUAGGUCCAAAUUCACAUUGGGAGAGGACAAAGACGCCGGACUGAGCAAAUACAUGAACAAAGGACUGCCUCUACCGAUCAACACAUUUGCCGGCAUCAUCACCUGACGCGGUGGAGUCACCCCGCAGAGAACUUUGAGAAUUAACACCAUCAGCGCUGUGUUUUGAUAGCGAGAAUGGCUGUAAGUCCAGGCGGACACAUGAAAAGACAAAAGGAAACACCUUUGAGUCACACUGAGCUGCUCCUGGAAACAAAAACAAUCACUUCUGUCAGUUGGGUUUGACUGGCAUGUGUGGAAAAAGACUAUAAAUCAAAGCAACACAUACAGUACCAGUGUCACUUCUUGCAGUUGAUGGAAUCUUUUUUUUUUUUUUUUUUUACAGUAACAGCAACAAAGUUGUGUUUCCCAGCAUGGUUAUUAUUGAACUCCUCACAGUGUUUCUACUACCGUACAUAUUUUCAGUAAAUCUAUGCAGAUUGGAUUGCCAAAGAACAAUACUGCCUGAAACACUAGAGAGACAGGCAGAGGGAAAUAAGUGAGCAAAGGUAGGACAUUUAAGAUUCCAGGACUACUGGUAAUUGGAUCACUAAUCAGGUGACAUCCAAAAAUCUCUGCAGAAAGUCUGGAAAUUCAGUUUUUUCUUAAAGUCACCAUGCGGAGGGGCAGAUUUUAAGGGCUGAUGGUAACAGUGACGCAACUUAAUAGACACACUACCUUUUACUGCCUUCUUCACACACACACACACACACACACACACACACACACACACACACACACACACACACACACAGUACACACAGACAGUACACACACGAUACACACAACAGAUUGCAGACUAGCCCGGUCUGUCGACGACUAAAACGUGCAGAUUGUUGACUGGUACGAUGACAGCUGACAUCUACAUGUUGCCUUUGUCUUUGCUGAAUAACUCCAUAAAAACCUUGCCAUUCCCGUACCUGUUGCAUAAUGCAAGCAUGUCAUGAAGGUGCAAAUAGUUUGGAAACGCUCUGGAACGCUUCAAGAACCACUCUAUGUUCAGAAGCAGGAGCCACGUGACAGGAAAUACUGCAGAACAGAAGCAGCUUUUGUGUUGGACUGUAUCAGACAGACAUAUGCACAGACUGAUGUCUGCUUGUUAGACUUCAGAGCAAAUGUCAACCGGCCACACGUGCAGGAUUCUGUGUUCCCGUGCUUGAUCAUCAUGCAAGACAAAGAGCAAAGUUGUGCACAUGCCAGUUAUUAUCUGAAACGCAUCAGCCUUGAGGUGAGAGUAUGACCUCUGACCUCCGUCCACUCCCUGCCGCGUGUUCCAUGAUACUUAAAUGUCCUAAACUGAAUCUAUUUGCACUAAAACUGCAGUUUUUUUGUUUUUUUUUAUACUGUGUGAAGUAGCAGUGUGUAAAGCAUGUAAUAUGACUACAUGCAACCCCCCCCCCCCAAACCCCCGCCUCUGGCAUGAUCUCAGGCAGUAAAGGUCAACCGCCUCAUGAACUAGGUGUGAUGUAUUAUUGGGUGCACAACAUGAAAUCAUGUUAUUGUGUGUGUGUCCGUGCGACUGCUGGGCUGGCAGGGUUAAAAUCAUGAGUUUGAAAUUCGUGAUGCAUUUUGCACAUUCUUUUUCAUCAAAUUAUCCAUGUAUAAUGAGGACGCCUUUUCAAAAUCAAAAUGUGAGAUGGUGUAAAUACGUGAUUUCGUUUCGUAACACAGUGUUGUGUGUUUGUAUAAUAA